Molecule: messenger RNA, 198 nt
Organism: Ilex paraguariensis (yerba mate)
Lineage: Eukaryota; Viridiplantae; Streptophyta; Magnoliopsida; Aquifoliales; Aquifoliaceae
Source: the annotation of a GenBank genome assembly
AUGUUGAUCGGAUCGGCCAACGUGAACCAGCGAUCGAUGGAUGGGCAACGAGACACCGAAAUUGCAAUAGGAUGCUACCAGUUAAACAAUGAUGAACACAAGAUCAGCCGUGGUGAUAUUCAUUCGUUCCGUGUGUCAGUGUGGUAUGAGGCUAUGAGCACACCGAACAAGCCGAGGAAUUGUUUCGAGAGCCUCAGA